AGUGCGCAGGCGUACGCGCCUUCAGGCGCACGCGCAGUUCCUGCCCCAGGAACCCGGCAGCCACGGUGUGGGGCGCGCAGGCUACGCCGCCCGCUGCCGCUGUCACUAUGGCCCAUUACAAAGCCGCCGACUCGAAGCGGGAGCAGUUCCGGAGGUACCUAGAGAAGUCGGGAGUGCUGGACACGCUCACCAAAGUAUUGGUCGCCCUGUAUGAAGAACCAGAAAAACCCAAUAGCGCAUUGGAUUUUCUAAAGCAUCACUUAGGAGCUUCGACUCCAGAAAAUCCAGAAAUAGAGUUGCUUCGCCUAGAAUUGGCAGAGGUGAAAGAGAAAUAUGAAGCUGUGGUAGAAGAAAACAAAAAGCUGAAAGCAAAGCUUGCUCAGUAUGAACCACUUCAGGAGGAGAAGCGUGCUGAAUAGGAUUCUUCUCAGUUGAACAGGCACUGAAAACUGGCUUUGUACGAUUUGCAUAGUUUGUAUAGUAUAUAAUCAGUCUUUUCUGGACAGAUACUAUAGAACUCUUCUAAUAUGUUAAACUCACUUAUCACAUUUAAUUGUUAUAAAAACACUUAGAAUCACUAAUAAAUAAACUUAAUAUAAUUUUUUUUGGCUCAUAAAGCAGGAAAAUCAAAAGUAAAUCCUGAGGAAUUCCAAA
Phascolarctos cinereus (koala) is the source of this 654-nucleotide messenger RNA. It is a transcript of the gene MYCBP, whose product is annotated as MYC binding protein. The record is from RefSeq and is a predicted model, not a curated record. Lineage: Eukaryota; Metazoa; Chordata; Mammalia; Diprotodontia; Phascolarctidae. Gene Ontology annotation, biological process: regulation of DNA-templated transcription. Gene Ontology annotation, cellular component: nucleus. Gene Ontology annotation, molecular function: transcription coactivator activity.